Triticum turgidum subsp. durum (durum wheat) is the source of this 465-nucleotide messenger RNA. The record is from the annotation of a GenBank genome assembly. Lineage: Eukaryota; Viridiplantae; Streptophyta; Magnoliopsida; Poales; Poaceae.
AUGGCCCAAGAACACGCUCAUUCUUCAGCCAUAGAGAGACUUUUGAAUUGUGAGGUACCUUUACAAGCUCAAUAUAUAAGAGAGUUAUUCUAUGAAAUAACUCAAAUUUCAAAUCAUUCACUUGUUUCAACUACUCAUGCUAUGGACGUGGGAGCAUCAACUCUGUUCCUUUGGGCUUUUGAGGAGUGGGAGAAAUUGUUGAAAUUUUAUGAAAGAGUCCCGGGAGCUAGUAUGCAUGCCAGUUUCAUACGACCUAGUGGAGUGGCACAAGAUCCGCCUCUUGGCUUAUGUCGAGAUAUUAAUUCCUCCACACAACAAUUUUCUUCUUGCAUCGAUGAAUUGGAAGAGAUGUCAACCGACAACCGUAUCUGGAAACAACGAUUAAUGGAUAUUGGUACCGUCACUGCGCAGCAAGCAAAGGAUUGGGGAUUCAGUGGUGUAAUGUUAAGAGGUCGCGCGACAUGA